AUGAGAGUGAACGGUAGCGAGCUGAACAGCUCCGUCCUCCCGCGGGACCCGCCCGCUGAGGGCGCCCCUCGCCGCCCGCCCUGGGUGACCUCCACCUUGGCAGCCAUCCUCAUCUUCACCAUCGUGGUGGACCUGAUGGGCAACCUCCUGGUCAUCAUCUCCGUCUACCGCAACAAGAAGCUGCGGAACGCGGGAAAUGUGUUUGUUGUAAGCCUGGCAGUUGCAGACUUGGUUGUAGCAAUCUACCCUUAUCCACUGGUCCUCACAUCUGUAUUUCACAACGGAUGGAAUCUGGGAUACCUUCACUGCCAGAUUAGUGGUUUCUUGAUGGGCCUAAGUGUCAUUGGAUCAAUCUUCAAUAUUACAGGCAUCGCUAUCAAUCGGUACUGCUACAUCUGCCACAGUCUCAAAUAUGACAAGCUGUACAGCGACAGGAAUUCAUUGUGCUAUGUUGCUCUUAUCUGGGUCCUAACAUUCGUUGCUAUCUUGCCCAACCUGUUCGUGGGAUCACUACAGUAUGACCCCAGGAUUUAUUCAUGUACAUUUGCACAGUCUGUGAGCUCAGCAUAUACAAUAGCAGUUGUGUUUUUCCAUUUCUUGCUUCCCAUUGCCAUAGUUACUUUCUGUUACUUGAGAAUAUGGAUUCUCGUUAUUCAGGUAAGGCGAAGGGUUAAACCAGAUAACAAUCCCCGGCUGAAACCACAUGACUUCAGGAACUUUGUAACCAUGUUUGUGGUAUUUGUACUGUUUGCAGUCUGCUGGGCUCCUUUGAACUUUAUAGGCCUUGCUGUGGCUGUCAACCCAGAAACUGUAAUCCCUAGGAUUCCAGAGUGGUUGUUUGUAUCUAGUUAUUACAUGGCAUAUUUCAACAGCUGCCUUAAUGCUAUUAUAUAUGGACUCCUGAACCAGAACUUCAGAAGAGAAUACAAGAGAAUUAUUGUCACUUUUUGUACCGCAAAAGUUUUUUUCCAAGAUAGUUCUAAUGAUGUGGGAGACAGGAUGAAAAGUAAACCUUCUCCAUUGAUCACAAACAACAAUCAAGUGAAGGUGGACUCUGUCUGA
This is a messenger RNA of Colius striatus (speckled mousebird), 1062 nucleotides long. It is a transcript of the gene MTNR1A, whose product is annotated as melatonin receptor 1A. Gene Ontology annotation, biological process: G protein-coupled receptor signaling pathway. Gene Ontology annotation, cellular component: membrane. The transcript is spliced from 2 exons. The record is from RefSeq and is a predicted model, not a curated record. Lineage: Eukaryota; Metazoa; Chordata; Aves; Coliiformes; Coliidae. The coding region runs from base 1 to 1062 and encodes 353 amino acids. Gene Ontology annotation, molecular function: melatonin receptor activity.